This is a messenger RNA of Rhinocladiella mackenziei CBS 650.93, 735 nucleotides long. RefSeq lists its product as uncharacterized. The record is from RefSeq and is a predicted model, not a curated record. NCBI's taxonomy places the organism in Eukaryota, Fungi, Ascomycota, Eurotiomycetes, Chaetothyriales, Herpotrichiellaceae. Bases 1 to 735 code for a protein of 244 amino acids. The transcript has 3 exons.
AUGGCUUCGUUCGCGGCCAAGAUCGUGGCAAAAAAGCUCUUUAAAGAGACCACUUCCAACAAGCAGGGACAAGAGGAUCCCUACUUUGAGACCAUUCCAGCUACGAGGCUGGGAGGAAUGUACAAGACGACCAAGAAGAGACGCAGAGCCCUACCGCCCGGUUUGACCGCACAAGAGGAAAAGGUCCUCACCAAGGCGAAGCGAAGGGCCUACCGCGUCGAUCUCUCCCUUGGUAGUUUUUUCGGAACGAGGUUUGGCUGGGGCGCCAUCAUUGGCCUUAUACCCGGGAUUGGCGAUGUCCUUGAUCUCCUUCUAGCCUUCAUGGUGUACCGAACCUGUUGCUCGGUCGAGCCAGAAUUGUCUGCCUCGGUCAAAAUGAGAAUGAAAUUGAAUAUGGCGAUUGACUUUGGCAUCGGCUUGGUCCCAUUUAUUGGCGAUAUUGCAGAUAUGGCAUACAAAUGUAACACCAGAAAUGUGAUUUUGCUUGAGAAGGAGCUGCGGGAGCGGGGCAGAAAGAGACUGAAGGGCACCCCACAAGCAAACGUGGCCGAUCCAAGUUUGCCAGAUGAGUUCGACUAUCAGAACGAGGAGCACCUAAUGAACCAACAGAACGGUCCACCUCCCAGAUAUACCUCUCAGCGCGAGUCUAGGAGAUCGCAUCGAGACCGUGGGAGAGAUUAUGAUGUCGAAAGAGCAGACGAAAUUCCCCCAUCGAGGCCGACUCGAACACGUUGA